GACAAUUACAGAGUGAAAAGAAACCUGCUUGAUGAAUAUACUAUUAGCUGAUCAAACUUUGACCUUAAUUGAAAUGUGGACUGUCACGUAACUAAUUAGCAUCAGUAUACAGGAGCAAAGCAUAAUAUGUGUACAAUUUGUUGCAAUCAGUAGAUACUGGUGCUGUGGUUGGGGAUCCCAGUUGCAAGUAUACGUAAUUUGGAAAUUCGAUCAUCAGAAGCUUGCUAACAAGAGUUCCAUGUAUUUUAUACCUACGCCACUGUUCAUCAAAAAGUCGUUGCGAUAAGCGAUGAACACAUUAUUUUCAAAUAACGCUACGUAAUCAACAUAAACGAUUGCAUUACAUAGUUUUAAAUCGCAGCCAGAAAAGAUCAAAAUGUCCAACCCGGCGGACCUCGUCUUCACCCUACGGAACAACUUCAAUUCCGGAAAUACAAGGCCCUAUGAGUUCCGCCUCAAGCAGCUCCAGGGUCUUUGUAAGCUUCUGGAUGACCAAGAAAAAGAACUCACGGAUGCUAUACUCAAGGAUUUGAGGAAACCACGAUUUGAGGCGUUGUUGUAUGAGGUGAAAUAUACUAAGAACGAGGUAUUGAAUAUGAUCUACAAUUUGAAAGAAUGGAUGAAGCCCACAAAACCAAGCAAGCCGUUGCCCUUUCUAAUGGAUGAGGUUUUGAUUCACUCUGAGCCAUACGGUGUCACCCUUAUCGUUGGCGCUUGGAAUUACCCGAUUAUGCUAGUUCUGAUCCCUUUAGCUGGAGCAAUAGCCGCUGGUAAUGUUGCAGUUAUCAAGCCAUCCGAAGUAGCUCCUCAUACUGCCGAACUACUCCAGGAGCUUAUUCCCAAGUAUUUGGAUCAAGAGUUUUAUAAAGUAUACUGCGGAGGGAUUCCUGAAACUACUAGUUUAUUGGAACAACGUUUCGAUUAUAUUUUUUAUACUGGGAACUGUCAAGUAGGCAAGAUUAUCCAUACAGCUGCUGCCAAACACUUGACGCCAGUUACACUGGAAAUGGGUGGAAAAUGUCCUGUUUUCAUUGACCAGACAGCAGAUGUUGAAAUGGUUGCUAGAAGAGUAUUAUUUGGCAGGCUUUUGAACGCUGGUCAGAGUUGCAUUGCACCUGACUACAUACUUUGUGAUAAAUUGACCGAACAGAAAUUUGUGUCUGCUGCAAAGAAAAUAAUCAAGGAAUGGUACGGAGAAAAUGCUAAAGACUCGCCCUGCUAUGGCAGGAUAAUCAACGAAAGACACUUUAACAGGAUCAUCAAACUGCUGGAAGGUGCUAAAAUAGCAAUAGGUGGUUCGCACGACAUCAACGAUCUCUACAUAGAACCGACCAUCGUGACUGACGUUACUCCAACGCAUCCCUUGAUGCAAGAAGAGAUCUUUGGUCCUAUUCUUCCCAUCUUUAUAGUUGACAAUGCCUCGUCCGCAAUCGAUUUCAUCAACAAGCGCGAAAAGCCGUUGGCACUGUACCUGUUUUCUACGAGCAAAACCACCCACGCUCUGUUUUUGGAGUACACCUCCAGCGGGAAUAUGCUGAUCAACGAUACCUUGAUGCACUUUUCUUGUGACACCAUUCCUUUUGGAGGGGUUGGAAACAGUGGAAUGGGAGGGUACCACGGGAAAUACACCUUUGACACAUUUUCACAUCCCAAAGGAACGCUUUAAUAACAAUAUGUCUCUGUCGAUGCAAUCAUAAGCUUUGGACAAGUCCAGGUAGAAACCAACCGCUAAGUUUCCCUCAUCUAAUUGCUUAAGUACUGUUUGAACAAAUUGGAAGAUUGCAGUAUCUGUUGAUCUCCCAUCUAGUCAAAAGGUACCUGUGUUCCAUCUUCCCUAGACACUCAGGCAUCUAAAGAGAGAUUCGUGUUUAUUUUCAAAAAAAAUUCAAACAAUCAGAUUGUAGUAACUGGAGAAAAUGAAUCAAUUGUACUAUCAAGACGAAUCCAAGGACAACUCAGAUGUCAAAAACCAUCAAGUCAUUCAACAUGUAGCCCGUAUGAUAGGAACUUCAAAGAAAACACUGUCGCUCAGGGUGACAGAUGUGCAUCAUCUGACAUUAAUUGUCAAAUUUUUGCAUCCGGAGAAAUUUUUAUAUUUUGGCAAGAUUGAAGGCAAUAAUAUUAUGGAAGCUGAACCCGAGGGGUCCCCAGGCGACCCCUCUACUGCUUUGAGUGGAGUUGGCGCGGAGUGCAGCGCUACUUUUGAAUAUAUUCCAGAAAACCAAAACGAGAUGACGCCAAUGAUGACACCGAUACUGGAGAAGGAAAACGAGAACCAGAGACUUUGAAGAUAAUUUCAGACCAAGCAGCCCAGAUUCAGAGACUGACUGACUGUGUGGAGUCACUUAAUGCCCAGGUUUUUAAGCUUACAAGUAUCAUUCAUAAAACAGUUCCCAAUGUUGAUUCUUCCAAAACAGCAAAACGUAGACAUAACAGCCAUUCGAGUGACCUAGAUACUGAGACCGAUGAGGACACAUAGGGUGAUCUUUUCACACCUGUGCGACGUCGCAAAGUGAGACUGCGCAAAACAGAAUUUCCUCCGCUACCGACGAAAUCCCCAAAUAACAAACAUUCAGGCAACCUAAAACCGUCUGUGUCUGUACCCUCUACCGCUUCUACUAGUCAGCCAAGGGAAAGACCUUUAUCAGUAUCCACACAGAGUGUUUCUCCUGUUAUACCUCAAGUGCAGUCUGAUCCAUUGGCUGGCUGCAACUCAUCUUCCUUGCCAUCCAGCGGAUCUCUAAACACACAGGCCCAAUCGCCUCGCCAGGUGCGUAUUACUCCAAUCGUGUUGAGAGAUGGGACAAAAUGGCGCACCUUAAACUAUUCCUUUGUAAGUCUUGGUACUCGUAUUGAACGAGCAGUCGCCGUUGACACUGGGAUACGUAUCAUCCCCAAAACCGAAAACGAUUAUCGCAGGAUAAUCCGUCUUUUCAAAGAGGAAAACAUUCCUCAUCACACUUUCCCUUAGCCCACUGAACGCAACAUCCAUGCGGUUAUCAGAGGUAUCCCAGCAUCAACCACCGAACAGGAGGUCAAAGGUGAGCUAGAAGAGAAGGGUUACGCUCCCUUUCACAUCAUUCGCCUAAAGCGCAACGGCGGCGUGCCCGUGCCCUUGAUGGUGGUGAUCCUGCCUAAGACGGAGAAGUCACAGCAAGUGUUCAACGAGCACGAAUUGCUGGGGCUCUCUAUCAGAGUCGAAAUUCAGAAGAACUCUCGACUCAUUGGGCAGUGUGACCGCUGCCAUAAGUACGGACACGCACAGUCGUAUUGCACUGCGCCGCCAAAGUGUCUAAAAUGUGCCCAAGACCACAUGACACAUAUGUGCCCUCAAACAGGACAAGAGGUUCGCAGAUGUGCGAACUGUGGGGGGACCACCCGGCAAAUAGUCCGACCUGUAGAUUUACUCCUAGGAGAAAUCUACGUCAUCUCACAAAGGCGAGCAAAGUCCUACGCGGACGCAGCAAGAGAUGACAUCUCAACUGCCCCUGCUGUUUCGAGUUCAUCUACGACUACUCAAAAUGUGGAUCUAGCUACAGCGCUCAGGUGCCUACAGCAGAUUAUUAGUCCCCUGAUAAGCGCCACUAAGGCAUUGCAGGCGAUCUUUUCGCUAAAUGGCUAGGUACAAUAGCAGACAGCCUGAAUUCAUCAAAAUUCUUUUCUGGAAUUGUUUGGGUCUUAGGGAUGUCCCCAAAAAACGGGAAUUUCAUCAAGCUCUUUUGGAUGAGAAC
Acanthoscelides obtectus is the source of this 3731-nucleotide messenger RNA. Lineage: Eukaryota; Metazoa; Arthropoda; Insecta; Coleoptera; Chrysomelidae. The record is from the annotation of a GenBank genome assembly.